ACGAAAGGCACGUUAUGCAAACAUUUGAUUUCUGCAAUUAAAUUGAAAUAUUCCAUCAGUUGUAGAAAUGUAAUUAAUUUUGAAAUGUUUCUUACAUUUUCUCAGCUCCUGAUAGUUUUGAUUAAUUCCAUAGUUUUUACCCAAUUUUGUGUUAAAGCCGUCUCCAAUCCUGAUGAUAAGUAUUCAUUUGUAGCACUUUUAGAUAUCGUUUUAACGGACGGCGUCAAGAGGACAUGCACUGGGACCAUUAUUCACGACACCGUCGUUAUCACAGCCGCACACUGCUUUACCCAAGAACCCGAUGAUGAGAUCCAAGUUGAGCUGACAGCUUGCUUUGUCGUUAUUGGUACAAAGAAGAUGUUUGAUACUGGCUACGAACAAUACUUUCCUAUUGAGCGGGUUGUGAUUCACCCUAAGUACAGUGGUUGGACUGCUGAUUUGGCUUUAGUAUUCACCUUUGCGAGUAUGGUGUCUGAUAAGCCCGGAAGAAUCGUUCCAUUAAUCAGCGAUCAUAUGAAGACGGUUGUGGACGCAAAUGUGACGGUGCUCAGCUGGGGACAAUGUAAACAUGAAGAUCAGAAUAAGCACCAAGCAACGAUACAGAAAUUUGAAGAGGCAGGAAGCAGUAGCACGUCGCAUGAAGCUAUAGAACAACCUACAACUAAAUGUAAAAAGAAGAAAAAAAUUAAGGAUAAAACAAAAGGAAAACGAAAACAUAAUUCCUACGAAUUAAUAAGGGAUGUCAAGAAGCUAACUUCAGAUUCUUACGAAGACUAUGAGUUAUCGAACAUGGCUACAAAAGGCAAGUUACCCGAGACCCAAAGUGUAAUGUCAAAAUUGGAUAUUCGUAAACAUAGAAGUGCGUAUCUCCAAACAACAGGCAAUGUAAUGUCGUAUUACAAAAAUAAUUGGCGUAGGAAAAUGGGAACGCAGCAAAAUAAAUUAACAAUUGAAGUCUUCGGCUUCGUUAACGUUGCCAGUUGCAAAAAAAUUAUAGAAAAGGGAAAACCGGCUGUGUAUCGGAUACAGAAUACAAAUGAAAUAAUAUGUUACACAAGUGAAGAUCGCUACGUAAGCGCUGAAGACUCGGGCGCACCGGCCAUGAGACAUGGUCAUCUAGUGGGAGUGACAGUAGGAGGCGCACUGUUCGACGGUGACCACGUCGCUGUGGCGAUGAAGAUCAGCUGUUUCUGUUCAUGGAUUGCUGAAAACUUACCUGAUGGAGGUCCAAGUAUGCAAUGCUGCACAAACUGCUGCGAUAUUCAAGCACACUCGAUGGAGUAUAGCGGAGAAGCAUUCCAUCAAACACGAAAGAAGAAAAAGAAGGUUUAAAAAUAAUUGAAUUACUGUCAGUAGUGUGACCAUCUUUGUAUGUUAUAGAUAUUCUUAAUUAAAUGGCGCUGUAAAGGA
Messenger RNA from Pieris brassicae (large cabbage white), 1410 nucleotides. RefSeq lists its product as uncharacterized. The transcript is spliced from 12 exons. Gene Ontology annotation, biological process: proteolysis. The record is from RefSeq and is a predicted model, not a curated record. Gene Ontology annotation, molecular function: serine-type endopeptidase activity. The coding region runs from base 85 to 1332 and encodes 415 amino acids. NCBI's taxonomy places the organism in Eukaryota, Metazoa, Arthropoda, Insecta, Lepidoptera, Pieridae.